This is a messenger RNA of Hippocampus zosterae (dwarf seahorse), 1421 nucleotides long. It is a transcript of the gene ndufaf1, whose product is annotated as NADH:ubiquinone oxidoreductase complex assembly factor 1. Bases 440 to 1330 code for a protein of 296 amino acids. The transcript is spliced from 5 exons. Lineage: Eukaryota; Metazoa; Chordata; Actinopteri; Syngnathiformes; Syngnathidae. The record is from RefSeq and is a predicted model, not a curated record. Gene Ontology annotation, biological process: mitochondrial electron transport, NADH to ubiquinone; mitochondrial respiratory chain complex I assembly. Gene Ontology annotation, cellular component: mitochondrion.
UCCCGGACACAAAUCGGUGCACACAUAUCGUCGACCUGACUUUUAUCGAUGCAGCCAACCAUUCAAAUUUUAAAUACGGUGUACAAUUUACAAUGCGCAUCACGUAGGCAAUUUGAUUAAUUUCCGUCUAGAAUAAACCAAUUACGAAAAUAUACCAGUGUGGAACUUUUACCAUCAAUGAAUAAAUCCUUCCGGACACAAAUAUUUGAUGCACACGUUGUCCACUGUACCUUCGAUCGAAGUCAGCGAAUCGUCCCAACGUUCCCCGUCAAUUUCUCAUGCUUUAAUUAUUCAUUUUCGUUUUCCAGGGUAUCCUAUAUGGUCUACAGUGUGGCUCACAGACGUGCAUAAAGGGUUUGAAAUAAUCCAAGGACAACCUGACCCGCGUAAUCCCGUGUCAUACGGCAACGGAAUGUAAACUGUCCACAUCUCUAACACCAUGUCCAGCAUCCUUCGAUUUCCUUCGAUGAGGCUUCUGCGUUGCCUCCACCCCCAGCACCUUCUCCAUCCUGUGCUCAGUCGAAGUGUGACCCAGAGCGAGUACAGACGUCCAGGCAAGCCCAGAGAAGACAAGCCUCCAUGGCAGAAAAUCAACUUCAGCUUCUCCAAAGGCUUGGACGGCAUCCGUAAACAUCUGACGCUGCUGAAAAAGGAGUUCUUGGAACGCUGGGUGGGCCCCGAGGGGAAACCCAUCUUGGAACACAUGCUGGAGCAGAACCGAGUAGUUUGGGAGUUCCGGGGGCUUGAGAGCCUGGAGCAGUGGACCGUGUCGUCUGAUUUUGAGAUAGGAGGCCAGAGUGAGGCUUACUUAAAGCUUGGGAGAAACAACACCACGUGUUUACUCUAUGGGACGCUGAGAUCGACGCCCCCGAAGGACGGAGAGACGCGCUACAGUGGCUACUGCAGCAUGCGCUCUAAGCAACCGCUGGCAUCAUUUGACCGAAAGCUGCACCACGACUGGACCAGCUUCAACACGCUGCAUCUGCGCGUGCGCGGCGACGGCCGGCCGUGGAUGAUCAACAUCGCCGCAGAGACCUACUUCUCUCACCAGAAAGAUGAUAUUUAUAGCUACUUCCUGUACACCAGAGGGGGGCCCUACUGGCAGGAGGUCAAGAUUCCAUUUUCAAAAUUUUUCCUCGCACAUCGUGGAAGAGUUCAGGAUGAUCAGCAUCCUCUCUGGUUGGACAAGAUUAACACUAUCGGAUUUACCCUGGGAGACAAAGCGGACGGUCCCUUCCGGCUGGAGAUCGACUUCAUUGGCGUGAUCAAAGACUAUGCGCACACGGAGGAGUUUGCCUACGAGCUGUAUAAGAGGAAUCCGGAAGUUUGACAUUGUGUCGAUUGUUAUUUGGUUACAUUUUCAUAAUGGUAACUUAGCAUUUCCUGUGUUCAGCGCUCGGGACAAUAAACUGUAAUACAGA